Molecule: messenger RNA, 1257 nt
Organism: Lichtheimia ornata
Lineage: Eukaryota; Fungi; Mucoromycota; Mucoromycetes; Mucorales; Lichtheimiaceae
Exons: 7
Coding region: 1-1257 (418 amino acids)
Biological process (GO): proteolysis
Molecular function (GO): aspartic-type endopeptidase activity
Source: RefSeq, a predicted model, not a curated record
AUGAUGCACAAAGGUGUCUUUAUUCUUUUGGCUUCUUGUUUGAUCACCCUUCCAGGUCAAGCUCAAGCCUUACAACGUAUCCCACUUCAUCGUCGUAACAACGAUGGUGGCGGCUUGAAGACCGAACCAAUGACCUUUGAUGAUGGUUCACUUGUCGGUACUGUAAAGAUUGGUUCACCUGCCCAAGAAUUUUCAGUGUUGUUCGAUACGGGCUCCAGCUUGUCCUGGGUCCCAUCCACCAAGUGUCACAGUACCGAAUGCAGAUCCCUUGGUCACACGCCGUAUGAUGCCGAGGAUUCCUCCACAGCCUUUGACUUGAACCAAAAAGAAUCCAUUCGCUACAGCGAUGACUCUUGUAUUGAUGUUGAAUUGUACACUGAAACCAUUUCGGUUGCUGGAUUGACAGUCGAGAACCAGCUCUUUGGUGCUGCAUACAGUGUUAAGAAUAUUGGCGAUGAUAAAUAUAUUGGCUAUCUUGGUCUUGGAGGAUUCGCUGAGGAUGGAUCCACCAACUUCAACGGCUCUACCAGCAAAGAUAUUCAAAAGCGUGCCUUUGUCAACUCAAAUGGCUUUGCCCAAAACGCCUUCCAAACCGGCUACGGUGGCAACUCACAGCAAUUUGGCAUGGUGACUUAUAACAACAAUGGCUUUUACGGCAAAAAGCGUUGGAACAAGCCUGACGGCGAAUUUAUCUUUGGUGGUGUUGACCAUGACUUGUAUGAUGGCAAGAUCGCCUACAUGCCCUUGCCCACGUGUGAUUAUGGCGAUUCGCCCUAUUGGAAGACUCGUAUGAACUGCGUUAAGCUUGGCCAUUUGGCAGACAUCAAGUUGGCACACAAGUCGUUGGCAUCCUUUGGCAGCAAUAACAACUACAUCUCGGGACCUUCCUCUCAAGUCGAGUUGUUGCACAAGGCCAUGGGCGCAAAACAAAGCGGUGGAUCGUAUCAGAUCAAGUGUUGUGAGGCUGACAAGUUGCCUGAUUUGACCUUUACUUUUGACAACUAUCAAGUAUCAUUGCCAGCAUCAGCAUGGACCAGCCCUAUUGAUGGUGCUGAUCGCGAUGAUGAAGAAGCCAUGUGCAAGACAUCCAUCCGUGGCAAUAACAAUGAAAAGGAAUGGGUCCUUGGUGGUGCAUUCCUCAACAACUUUUACCAUAUCUACGACCAGGGUAACAAGCGAGUUGGUCUUGCUACUCCCAAGGAUAGCAAUUCCAAGGCCAAGAUCACCAAGACUGGCAGUCGCAAGAACAGAGAUUAA